This is a messenger RNA of Styela clava, 6001 nucleotides long. NCBI's taxonomy places the organism in Eukaryota, Metazoa, Chordata, Ascidiacea, Stolidobranchia, Styelidae. The record is from RefSeq and is a predicted model, not a curated record.
AUAAUUAGCGAGUUAUUAAUUAAUUAGUGAUGGGACACAAGAUGUCACUAUGAAGUAAGAGCGCUGUUUUGGGGAUUCCCUAACUUGUGAUCGAUAAGUCUUUGGUCUCUGACCAAUAUUCUUGUUUAACUUUUACGAUCAUACACAAACGAAAGUUCAAGAGUUAAAUAAAUUUCUUUAAUUUUUGUAUAAGUAGGGUUCUGUAUUUGGGCCACCCUGUUCCCAAUUUUUUAUGGAAUAUAAUCCAUUUUUUGUCUCUGUAUUAUGCAAUGCAUAUUGAUAUUAUGCUGAUCUAUGCAUUUUCUAUUAAAAACCCGAAGACCAAUUAAUUUAGAACAAUAAUGAUCUGUGCAUGGAUGUUGGGUCGGAAAAAGUCACAAUCAAUUCUUGACGUCAUGUUGAAAAAGAGUUUGUACCCCCUUUUCGAAUUAAAAAAUUUGACUUUUACUCAAGAUUGAUGAAAAUUUUUGAUAUUUUGCGCUAAUCCCCUGCCACAUUUUUUAAUAACAAAUAGUAAUUAUCCAGUCGGGGUUAGGAAUGAUGUGAAGGCGUUUGAAAAUAUGGAUCCAACUAUGCCAAACUCACAGCCUUGGAACUUUUUAUGAAGCUUUUUUCCACUGUUUAAUGUUACUUUUGCUUCCAUUUAUCAAUGCUCUUCAUUAUUCGAUCAUCUGAGUCUUGUUGAUGACAUUUCAUUUCGGGUUUGUCACCUUGAGUUUUUGAUAAUUCCUCAAAUGGUGUCUCUAGUUUUUGACCCUAGUCCCAAAUACCCCCCCAAUUUAUACUUUUUCAACAUACAGAACUUAUUGAAUUUUUCAAGUGAUAUGAUAUACGAUACAAAUAUAUUUGAUAUAUUUAUUUAUUCAGAUUUAUUAAAUAAUUUAUGAAAUUAAAAUUAGUAAAUGCGGUAAGCUAACAUCACUGAUUAGCUGAAUAAAUUAGUAUUAGCUUCUUAUCGACUUCUAUACAUACUGCAACAUCAAUAUUCGGAAUAAUAGAUUAUUUGGAUUUGCCAACUCUGAUUUAACCCAUGGCUGGGGAAUACAAAGAGUUACACUCGGUGCUCAUCGAUGGAGCCCCUAGGUUUGGAACUAGCGCCCUAUCGUUUGACAAUGAAUUGGAGUUACUUUGGUCAGGAAAUAUGGGCGGACACAUCACAUCAUACUGUGGAGCAAGCCUUCAGAAGUAUACAUCGUUUCAGAUCGACGCAAGGAAUCCUGUGAUUGGAAUCGAGACGGUAAAAGAUCGUGUUCUGUCUCUAACUAAAGAUCGAGUAACUUGCCACUCAAAAUUUGGAUUAAAAGAAUACGAGUUUUUGCCAGAAUCUACCUUCUCUAUCGAGUCCUCCAUGUUGUAUAAAGAUACUUCGCUUCUGAUUGGUGGAAAAUCGUCACGCCUGAUUGAACUUGAUUUAAAUACUGGAGCUUCACCGGUGCGUGACUUCACUGACGAAGGAAAAAUGGAAAACGGAGUUAUGUUGUUUCGAAGCAGUCCGAGGUUUAUUUGUUGCGGAGACGUUGCUGGUAACAUCAUACUUCGUGACCGAGAAACGUUAAAAGCGCAACAUGUGUUUAACGCUCACACAGGAACGUUGUCGGAUUUUGAUAUCCACGGCCACUUGUUAGUUACGUGCGGAUACUCUUUACGGCACGGAAUGGACCGUAGUAUUCCCCAAUCACUGACUUUGGAUCGAGUUAUCAAGGUCUUUGACACAAGGAUGAUGCGUACAGUUACCCCCAUUCAAGCGCACAUACAACCAGCUUUUGUGCGUUUUAUACCGACGUACACGAGACGUUUGAUUAUUAUGAACGAGAGAGGCCAGUUUAUUUUAAUCGAGGACAACGCCGCUGUUACUCCAAGCACUCCGAUAUAUCAGUUAAAUAACAUGUGCGGAAAUAUAACGAGUUUCGCGAUGUCAAAUUCAAUGCAAACUUUGGCGUUCGGAGAUUCUGGGGGACAUUUACAGCUCUGGUCUUCCUCAGCCAACCCAACUUUUCACCAAUAUCAAAAGAUGCCGGAGUUUGCUCCGAUUCCGGAACCACUGGAGCAUAGAAUCGCUAUUGAUGACUACUCAAUUCCACUCUCUGUGAUUCCAAUGCCACGUUGUCGUGAGAAGCUUCUUUCUGAUUGGCCGUUGAAAUAUUGUAACCCAGUUAGCCGUAGACCGCCACCGAUUGACCCCAAUAUUAUUCAAACGAUGAAAAUUGUUCAUGGAAUUGGAUACGCCCCUAACCCAGGCAACAGACGUCGGAAUCAAGUUCCAUACAAGUUAAAAGACAUUGCGAAACAGGAUAAAAUGGGAAAAAAGGCUGCUGUGCCAGACUCACCACUAGGGCGAGAGGAGCAACCACACUUAUACAUGGUUCCGAAAAAAUAUCGAAAAAUUUCGCUAAAAUAUUCAAAAUUGGGUUUUGAAGAAGAUAGUAUGAUACAGCACUACAACAGAACUAAUUUUGCUGGGCUGGAUCCAAACAUUUUGAAUGCUUAUUGCAAUAGCAUGUUGCAAGUACUCUAUUUCUUGCAGCCACUGAGGUCCAGUUUGCUCCAGUAUCAUAAUUUGGAAAAGGAAUUUGAUUUGGCAGAAGAAUUGGGAUUUCUGUUUCGUAUGCAAGACUUGUCUAAAGGGGGAGUUUUACAAGCAAGCAAUUUUCUGAGAGCGUUUCGCACAAUUCCAGAGGCUACAGCAUUGGGAUUAGUGCAGAAUUCAUCUCAACCGGAACAAGUCGGAACAUCAACUCACGGAAAUCUCUCUCAACUUGUUCAGAACUGGAAUUGCUUUAUUUUACAACAGCUACAAACGGAGUUGUCCCAAGCUCCACCAAGAAGCCCGGAUUAUAUUUUCCAGAAAGAACCGAAUGUGCCAAAUAAAACCGCGAUGGAAAAAAUAUUCGGAACCGAGAUGAAAAUUUCAACAAAUUUUAAAAAUGGAAAUAGUAGUGAAAGAAUGGCAGUUCAGUUGAUUUUUACGCUCAAUUACCCCCCUUUACCCCCACCUGGGGAACCCCCCAAAUUAGUCCCAUUUACAGACAUUAUAACACGUAGUAUUUGCUCGAAAGUGCAAACCAAAUCUUACGAUCCAAAUUCCGCGACUUAUCAACCAAUGGAACAAUUACGUACACCUGUAUCCCUGCCAGAAGUUCUUGCUCUAAAUUGUGGACUCAUGCGUGACGACGAAAUGCAAUUCUGGAAAAUACAAAUGGAAUUAUUGCAGCAAAUGAACGCAGCAAGAGUAUCAGAAAUCGACAAAAAAAGGAAGUUGUCAAAGGAAGAAAAUGGAGAGAAUACUGGAAAGAAAAAUGACUCGGCUAUGCCAGAUGAUAAAAGCGACGCUUGGAACGUUUUUGCAGAAAGAGAAGGAUUAGAUUUAUCGUUUGACCAACAACACAAAGCUACCUGGCUUCCUCUUAGCAUUACUCUUGCGCUGACUAAGUCUGGGGAAUUAAAGGUUACUUCAAACGAUUCAAAAAGUCCACAUCAUAAGAAGUCAGAAUCGAACGAUGCGAACAACGGCGACACAGACAAUGAUAUUGUUCAGGAAUCAACUUACGACCUCUACACAACUAUCUGUCAUAUUGUCGAUCCAAGAACUGGCGGAAAUUUAGUCGCUCAUGUUAACGUCGGAGAGAAAUACCAUCAGCUUAAGGAAGGGGUCACCCACACCCAAUGGUACCUUUUCAACGACUUCCAAAUCUGUUCGAUCGACGCCGUGGAAGCCGUGGACUUUGAUUUGCAAUGGAAACUGCCUGCGAUUAUUUACUACGCUAGAAGAGAUAUGUUCAGAAGAUCUGACUUCAAUGUGGCUUUCCCACUCACAGCUUCCAUACUUUCUCCGUCAGAAAGUCUUUCCAAAAGUCACCCCCAAUCCCCUGCACCCAUAACCUUUACCCCCCUCAUGCCUGCGGAGUUGCCAUCCUGCCCCGGAAUGCUUGUGGCCCUUGAUGCUGAAUUUGUGACGUUAAAUAAUGAAGAGGCGGAGCUGCAUAGCGAUGGCACAAGGUCCACGAUCAAGCCGAGUCAUUUAUCCCUCGCUCGAGUCACUGUUGUCCGAGGGGAGGGCGACAUUGAAGGAUUACCGUUUAUUGACGAUUACAUUUCGACCCAAGAACAGGUUGUUGACUACUUGACGAAAUUUUCGGGGAUUCUACCCGGCGAUUUGGACGCUUCGAUCUCGUCAAAACAUUUAUCAACGUUGAAGUUGACGUAUUGCAAACUAAGUUAUCUUGUACAUUGUGGUUGUAUCAUCAUCGGCCAUGGACUGAGAAAAGAUUUUAAGGUUAUAAAUAUAGUUGUCCCAGCAACCCAGAUCAGAGACACUGUCUACCUUUUCCAUCUGCCAAGGAAACGGUUCAUAUCGCUUCGUUUCUUAGCGUGGUAUUUUCUGGAGACAAAAAUACAGGAGAAAAACCAUGACAGCAUAGAGGACGCACGAACUGCGUUGAAAUUGUACAAAAAAUAUCUUGAAUUAACUGAAAAUGAGACGCAAGUUCUGAAAUUCCAGCAAACUGUGCUCAAAGAUAUGUAUGAAGAGGGAAGGAAACUGGAAUGGAAAGUUCCUGGCACUGACAUGUGAUUGGUGCCACACUUAGUCAAAAUGCUGUCACUAUUUUGUGACAAUGCCAUAAUUUUUGAGGUUAUGCCUUGUUUAAAUUUUUCACAGCAGGAACUUCUGAGAGAAAGUUUCUGGCACUGGCAUGUGGUUGAUGCCACACUUAGUAACAUUGGUGCCACAGUUCUGUGAAAGUGUCAUACUUUUUGAGGGUUGAGCCUGGUUUGUGAUUUUUAAACUUGAACACAAAGUUCCUGACACUGGCAUGUAAUUGACUACGCUCUGUGACACUGGUGCCACAGUUUUGUGACAGUGCCUACUUUUUAAUAUUGGUGCCACCAUUUAAUAUGUUCAAGAAAUUCUUAAUUGUUAUUAGGAAAGAAGGAAACUGUAACUUGAAUGGGAGGGUCAUGAUACUGGCAUGUGAAUGAUGCCACACAUUGUGCUAAGGGUGCCACAUUUUUAUGACAGUGCCAUACUUUUUGAGGUUGACAAAUAUUUUUAAGAAAAUAAUUGUCACAAAACACAGUUUUGGAACCACUGUGUCAAGCUGACUUAUUUACUGUCUCUAUUAUCUGGAAUGUUUACUGGUUGACUGUCUCAUACCGGACCAGGACUGGCAACUGCAAAAGCUUGCUGUUCACUGCGCUAUUAAGUUUCUUAUCCCAGUAAAUAUGAAAACUGUAUUCCAACCUGGACUUGUAUGAUUGAGCUGCUUUAUUGGCUUACCCUGGGAUAUAUAAAAAUAACCAUCCUAACUCUUUCUGUAUCCAAUUAUUAAAGAUUCACCAUAUCGUUAAGCCAUCUUCUUGGCUUUCCUCUCCUUCAGAAUGACUACAUUACUCAGAAUUAAAUAAAUAAACAGUCAAGAUCAAAUAUUUCAUGUAUUCGGGAAAUCUAUCUGAUUCAUCAUUUUGCCUUGUUUUAUUCUGUUUGUUUCUAACUUUUGCUACAACAUCCUUACAUUAUACACAUGCGGCUCCACUGGUGAAGAAGCGUACAUGAAGGAUAGGUGGCCCCCGAUAACCCCAAUCCAUAGGUAAAUUUUUAUGGUACAUUCAGACUACCCAAGUCCCAAGUAUUCGAACCCAUUAUUUCUGGAUCUAUCCAUAAUUUUGGUCGGCGAAUUGGAGCAUUUGAAUAACAAUAAAAAUAGAAUAAGAUUCGGUAUUCUGGAUUCGAUUUAAAUAUUUUAAAAUAGUAAGUUAUUCUACAUUGCCCAUUCAUACACUUAGAAUAAUUAUCUUAGUUCUUGCUACAGCAUCCUUGCAUUAUAUGGAUACGUCCCCACUAGCGCUGGAGCAUAGAAGAAAGAUAAGUAGUUGGUCUCGCAGAAACUCGAUCAGUAACUUUUGAUUGACAUCAAUGAAUUCCUUUAAAAAUCCUUUUUCUAUGUUUUCUAGAAGUUUCAGAAAAUAUGCUUUCAAAAAUUCGCAAUCAUUUUUUUUCUUUUUU